GAGCGGUGAUGCAGCGUUGGAUGCUGGACUGCAGGCUGAGUAGACUCCACAAGUGGACGGACAGACACUCAGUCAAUGGAGAGACUGAUCCCCGGUGCAGAGUGUGCAGGAAAGUGAGGGAUGCGAUGCGUGUAUGAGUCCAGGUGGAAUGAAGAGUAGGAUAAACACCUUUGGUGAAGGGUUGAUGCUACUUUGCGAUAUGGCACGGAUUUGCACUCUCGCAAAUGCGCAUUUUGCAAAAAUGACAUAGCACCUAAAACCAUGGGAUUGCACCAGGAACAGAACUCACUCACAACCUGAAUGAAAAGAGGAAAGGGGGACUAUAUUUACGCCGGAAUUCACUUUUGGUUGUUUUUUUCUUAUACCUGGCGGUUGUGAGCAGAGUGAACUAUGAAUCUGGGCAAAGCACUUUUGUUUUUCCUCCUUUCUAACUGUGUGACAAUAAUCCUGUCACUAUCCACUUGCACCACUGUGGACAUUGACCAUAUCAAGAAGAAGAGAGUAGAGGCUGUCCGGGGCCAGAUUCUCAGUAAGCUUCGACUGACCAGUCCACCUCAGACAACAGGUCCGAGUCAAGUACCGUUUCAGGUUCUGGCCCUUUAUAACAGCACCAAGGAGCUGAUUGAGGAGCUGGGAAGAGACAGGCAGCAAAGCUGUGGGCAGGAUAACACAGAGACUGAGUACUAUGCCAAAGAGAUUUACAAGUUCAACAUGGUCAAUGGUCCUCCGGAAAACAAUGACCUCCCUUACUGCCCAAAGGGAAUCACCUCUAAGGUAUUUCGCUUCAACGUCUCCACCAUGGAGAAGAACUCCACCAACUUGUUCAGGGCCGAGUUUCGAGCUCUGAGGAUCCCCAACCCUGCUGCCAAGAAAAACGAACAGAGGAUUGAGCUCUACCAGAUCCUCCAGAAAGAUGACCCCAAAGCCAAACAGCGUUACGUCGGGGGCAAGAAUGUCCUGACCAAGGGGAUGCUGGAGUGGGUCUCUUUCGACGUUACAGAGACAGUGAGGGAGUGGCUCAUGUACAGACAGACCAAUCUGGGCCUGGAGAUCAGCGUACAUUGUCCCUGUCACACCUUCAAGCCCAACGGGGACAUUAUUGAGAACGUCAACGAGGUGCUGGAGGUCAAGUUUAAAGGUAUGGAGGCAGACUUUGAGGAUCUGAGCCGUACCAAGAAACAAAGGGAGCAGCUGUACCCCCAUCUCAUUCUCAUGAUGCUGCCUCCCCACAGACUGGACACGCACUCCUCCUCUCGCAGGCGCAAAAGAGCACUUGACACCAACUACUGCUUCAACAACUACGAGGAGAACUGCUGUGUGCGGCCACUUUAUAUUAAUUUCCGCCAGGAUUUGGGCUGGAGGUGGAUCCAUCAGCCCGAGGGUUACUACGCCAACUUCUGCUCGGGUCCUUGUCCUUACCUACGCAGCGCUGACACCACCCACAGCACGCUGCUGAGUCUGUACAACACCUUGAACCCGGAGGCGUCGGCCUCACCCUGCUGCGUCCCCCAGGACCUGGAGCCCCUCACCAUCCUCUACUACGUGGGCCGCUCGCCUAAAGUGGAGCAGCUGUCCAACAUGGUGGUCAAGUCCUGCAAGUGCAGCUAGGAGGAGCACAAAGACACGUCCUGCACUACUCAGGAGCGGCUCCAAGAGCUUUGAAGAGCUCCUUCUUCAGCCUCAUACGACCCAGCUUCAUCUCACAGACCACGUCAAGACUGAUGACGCCGUCAAACCCAACAGACCUCUCCAUGACCCUUCUUUAACCAUCUUUCUUACGUUCCUAUUUCAUAUUCCAGCAUUUUCUACAUUCUCAUCCUGUUUUGAUCAAAAGGAGAAUAGAACAAAACUUGUCUUGGAAUGACCACUGCAUUCUUAAGGACGUAGAAACAUCGCAGUCCAAAAGAACGUUGAAAAAAAAAAAAAAAAAAAAGACUGAGAAGAGAGCCUGAACUCAGCAUGACACGACACAAAGGACGCGUUUGGAUGUCCGAGCUGGAAAGCAAUGCUGUGCUACACUGUGUAUUUAGGAUUAAAUGCUGUUGAACACAAAAUAUGAUAAAAAUGCUGGAAACCAACCUACUCCAAGUCGUAGUUCAACGGGGAUGCUGAUACCUCUGCAUUGCAACAAGGAUUAUUUCACUUGAAAGUAACGCCUGUCUGUUGUGUGAGAGCGUGGGAUGGGCAUUGGACUGCAUUUCCUUGAUUGGCUAGCAAUUAAUACAUUAAUUGUCUUUGUGUUAUUUUAAUAUUAUUUUUCAUGGACUGGAAGAUUCUGCCUCUCAAUGUUCCAAACUCCUGUUUCCAUGCUGGUGUCACGGAGAGCAGAAUAAUGCUGUGCCACAGAGUGAAUGUAGCUUAACCUCAAGUCAACAAGUAGUAAACGCCACAAUUUCUUCAAGAAGAUCCAAUCCAAUUUACACAAUGACUAAUGUAGGGCCAUCUUGAAUGAGAGUGUGGAUGUCACCACGUGAACACUAACUUAGAUCACAAACUGUAAAUUAUGUUCUUAUUACUCCUGGAAACACAACUGUUUUUAAUUAAAAUGACAGUUGGGUAGACUUGUUUAGUAGUGUUGGGAAUGUUUUUAUCUAUGACACAUUAUUGAGCACUUCAACAAUUAUUUAAAAACAAACAGAGUAAUAACACUUUUGAAUUUCGAUUAAUCGUGGUUAAUAACAGUAAAUUACUUGAAAGGACCCCAAUAUUUUGACACAAAUGCAAUUUUAUUGUCAGAAUGUCAUACAGUAACAUUUUAAAAAUGUUUUACUUGAAUGCACUACAUUUAUUUAAUCAAACAGUUGUAUCCAAAGUCCUGUCUGAGUGUAUUUUGAAACAAAAUGAUCCAGCAAGCACCCCAGUCGGAGUCUCCUCACUCAUCUUUGCUCUGACUAAUGCAUUGACCUGAUCACAUGACAUGUAUAACAACUUUCAGGUAACCAUCUGUGGAUUUCUGGGAAAAACAAAUUGCUUGAUUAAUCUGCGUUAAUACAUGAUUAAUGCAAUAUUAUUUAUGUGAUUAAUCACAUGUGUUAACUUUGACCGCCCCAAAUUAAAGGUUAUGAUGGAGUCAUUCCAUACAACCAGAACUAUAGACUACAUUUGGAUAUGAUUGCCAUUUCUCAUUUUACUACAGCCUCAAUGAGUCCAAUAAAGGAGUGAUCAUUUCCAUAUUGUAAACAGUCAAGGAUUGUCGGUCAACUAAACUGCAUUCGCGCAGUAGGACACUCAUUUGGAUUCUUGUAAUAAAGCAUGCGCUGGCAUAAAUACACGGCAUGGCGUUGGACGUGACAGCCGUGCACCGUGAAUGUUACAAGACAAUCCAAAAAUUUGUGCAAAAAUAAUCACCAGCAGGUUUAAAACUGACAUGCGCGAAAUUCAAGUAUUUCUUUCAAAGGGAUCACAAACAUACUUAAUUUAUAGCUGCACAACAAAACACGUUUUAAUAACAACACCCUGAGUUUACUCUUUAGGCACUUACAAAAUGAAGUACACCCCUCACAUAUCAGCAUUCUUCUCAUAAGGCACUAUAGAAUUGAAACAUGGAUAUACUUAAAAGUAGUCAGUGUACACCUUGUAUAGCAGUAGAGAGAAAGAGCUGUGGUUCCAUGGGGGAAAACAUGAAUUCCAACACUCUGACAUUCUGAAACAGAGCAUGGUUCCAUGCUUUUGGUAAACCUUGCUGAGGAAGGUGAAGGUGGGCCACACCUGAACCCAACCCAGUGUCCCCUCUUCAAAUAAAGAAUAGAAGGUAGAGGAGUGUAAAGUGUCUGACAUCCACCAGCUUCAUCACUUCAUCAUGGAAGACAAUUCUAGUGACAAUCUGUGAGGGGCUGGUGAAUUACAUGGCCAAGAGAAUUAAGGCAGUCACAAUAUGUGCUCACCUAAACGUUUGUGAUGUGUACUCACUGGUGUCACCAGCUUUUUAGACAUUUAUGGCUGUGAGUUGAUUUUCAGAGGACAGUAAAUUUAAUACAGAAGUACCUCAACUUAUAAGCUUUAUUGGUUCCGUGAUGGCACUCUUAAAACGCUUGUAUAUCAAAUCACCAUCCCAUAUUGAAAUUAAUUUAAAUCAAUUAUAUUGGUACUCCCC
This is a messenger RNA of Entelurus aequoreus (snake pipefish), 4093 nucleotides long. RefSeq names its product transforming growth factor, beta 3 (gene tgfb3). The record is from RefSeq and is a predicted model, not a curated record. Gene Ontology annotation, molecular function: cytokine activity; growth factor activity; type III transforming growth factor beta receptor binding. Bases 391 to 1608 code for a protein of 405 amino acids. Gene Ontology annotation, cellular component: extracellular region. NCBI's taxonomy places the organism in Eukaryota, Metazoa, Chordata, Actinopteri, Syngnathiformes, Syngnathidae. The transcript has 7 exons. Gene Ontology annotation, biological process: regulation of cell population proliferation; transforming growth factor beta receptor signaling pathway; BMP signaling pathway.